UCCAUUUGCAGAUACUGAAUCGUGACUUUCAAAGACUUUGCAACAUGAACACUCUGUUGGUCUUGAUGUCCAUGUUCCUGCUGGUGGCGGCGAGGUCAGAACCCGUGCCGGAGUUGCUCAGCCAUCCAAGAGACUUUACCGAUCCCACCAGGUCUCGCUCCAAAGACGAAGCACCACAAUCACACCACCGCGUCGUUAAGAAACCUGGGGCUGGGAUGUUGAGCACCCGCAUUGAAUUCGGUGAUGGCCCAGACCCCAAUCAAUACUGGAAGUUCGAUGAAGACGCCAAUCCUCAGGGGAUGUCCACCCGAAUUGUAUUUGGUGAUGGCCCAGACCCCAAUCAAUACUGGCCCUUCUAUCCAUAAUUUAUUACUGUUUAAGAUUUUAUUUGUUUCCUCUACCGCUUCUGUAGCUUUUAAGAUUCAUAAAUUACUCAUUACUGUUUAAGAUGUUGAUCAUUCAUGUAACUUGUAAGAUUUAUGAAUAAUGCAAUACUGUUUAAGAUGUUAGUUGUAACCACAAGCGGAACACUACGUGUAUUUGUACGCUUCGAAAAUUAACUCAUUACUGAUUAUUAUGGUGAUCAUUCCUGUAACUUGUAAAAUUCAUAAAUAACCCAAUACCGUUUCAUAUGUUGGUUAUUCUCACAAUCACUAUAUUGUACCUUUUAAGAUUCAUUAUUGUUUAAGAUAUUAAUCAUUACUAAUACUUGUAAGAUUCAUGAAUAAUGCAAUACUGUUUAAGAUGUUAGUGUUGUCACCACGAUCGGAGCACUACGGGGAACUUGUACGCUUCGCAAAUUAACCCAAUAUUGUUUAAGAUGUUAAUCAUUACUAGAACUUGUAAGAUUCAUAACUAACCCAAUACUGUUUAGGUAAUAUGUUAUAUUUUUAUAUAAUAUGUAAUGUCAUAUGGACGUCGUUCCCGCCAUCACUAACGUAGCUUUUAAGUUUCAUAAUUAAUAAACCCAAUAUUAUUUAAGAUGUUAGUUGUUCCCAUAAUCACUACUGGGACUUGUAAGCUUUUGUAACUUGUACUUCCUAUGUACCUCAGUACUAUCUAACAUGUUACUUGUAUUUCCUCUGUAAACCGUGCGGUCUAUAAGAUGGCUCUGUAAUGCUUUAUUUUUUUUACUUUGAUAAUUAAAUAUUAUUAUGCAAUAUUUCAUGGUAUCAUUGACGUAGAAUAAGCUGAAGCAUCACCGCGUCCAGUAGGUAUCCAAACUCACGUAUAUGCUUAACAGAGCUUAGGUCACGAUCGGCCCACUAGGCUGCAUGCAAUGUGCAUCUGAUCGACAUGCAGAUAUAGACGUCACGCUGUAACUUGUACAACUGCACUCUAUAAAAAGUCGAGCGUAACGGCCUAGGAGUUAGUCAUUGCAUGAUAGAGUUUUGUCUCAUGAUUCUAAAAAUACCACUCCCCUCUACCCCCGAGUCUUAACUUUAGAAUUACCUAAAAUGUAAAAUUGAUAUUAUUUUAAAGAGCAACUACAGAGUUUCUUACCGGCUCUUCUGUAGAAACUACCUUUUGAACCGGUGGUAAGUGUUAUAACUGUGUAAUAUGACGAUUCAAAAGUGCGUCUACCGGGUCCGCCAUCUAACCUUUUUUUUCCAAAUAGUACUUAUUUCGUGAAUUACACUAAGCUCAUGAUUGAUUUGACAGAUAAUUAGUUUUAUCCUUCCGCUGAACAAAUAUGGUUGUGUAUACGCUUGAACAACGCUGGGAAAUUGUGCGAGAUUACUUUGAAAAUCAUGGUAAUGUUGCAAAAUGUGUGAGAAAAUAAAAUUUCGUACGGAUUUUGGAAGAAAAGAAGCACCGUCAGCUCCGUGUGUUCGUUAUCUUGUGAAAAAAGUGAAAGAAACUGGUAUUCUCAUCGAUAAACCAAUGCGUGAAAAGCCAAAAACAGCGCGUACACCCGAGAAUAUUGCUGCUGUGGCAGAAUUCACCGUCGUUAUCAACAAUUGAACAUUUCGGAGAUAUCAUUGAGAUGAAUUUUGAAUAAAGAUCUUGGUAUGACGCCAUACUAAGUCCAAUUGGUUCAGGAGUUGAAGCCAACUGACCAUCAAAUGCGUUUUCGCUAGGUGGCCUUGCGAUCGACUUACAGAAGAUUCCGCAUUUGCAAAAAUAACCAUCUUUUCAAAUGAAGCUCAUUUUGAUCUUGGCGGGUAUGUAAACAAGCAAAAUUGGGCCACACAAAACCCGCACGCAUACAUUAAACAGCCGAUGCACUCAAAACGAGUCACUGAAUGGUGCGGAUUUUGGUCCAGAGGCAUAAUUGGACCACUUUUCUUCGAAAAUGAGCAAGGAGUGUCCGUUACAGUCAAUCGCGAUCCUUAUCGGGCCAUGUUGAACGAAUUUUUGAUCAUAAAAAUUGAAGAGGAUAUUGGAAACAUUUGAUUUCAGCAGGACGGCGCUACGUGCCACACAGCCGAAGCUACACUCAAUGUUUUGUGCUCUGUUUUUGAAGAUCGCAUUAUCAGCCGCAAAGCUGAUGUCGAUUGGUCACCUCGUAGCUGCGAUUUGACACCGUUGGACUAUUACUAUUAUUUGUGGCAUGCCGUCACAGAUAAGUGUUACGCCGACAAGCCAGAGACAAUUGACGCUUUAAAGGACAAUAUUCGUGAAUCUUAGUUGUGUAAUGUUUUUACCCAAUUAAGUUAUGUAGGUAUAUUAUCUAUCUAUUUGUUUGUUUAUUACCGUAAUAGAUACCGUGGGGUGCCGGUUUAAGAAUAGCAACUUCCCAUUUCCUCCCGUGGGUGUCGUAAGAGGCGACUAAGGGAUACUUUAUACCGGAACGGGCAGCAGCGUUCCGCGACCUCUCAAUACAUCUACUGCGCUCGCCAACCCGCCUGCCAAGCGUGGCGAGUAUAAUUGGCAUCUUAUCCCCUCAUGUUGAGGGAGGCCUUUGUCCAGCAGUGGACGUCCCACGGCUGAAACGACGAUUUGUCUGUUUAUUAAUCUUUAAUGUAUUAUUAUAGAACAUUUUAUUUAUUUAUUUAUAUAGAUCUAUCAGUUUUAUGUAUUUAUAUAAUUAAUAUUUGAAUACGUCUGCCGCUCCAACUGUCACAGAGGGGGGCCACUGAAAAUCAGUGUGGCAACUGCGUUGCUGCGUAGGCUGAGUGGCUACCCCAUUUCGCUCCACUUUAUGUUUCUCGUUGUAUAUUUAUUUCUAUAUUUUUUGUUAUUUAUAUAUACA
Molecule: messenger RNA, 3196 nt
Organism: Zerene cesonia (dogface butterfly)
Lineage: Eukaryota; Metazoa; Arthropoda; Insecta; Lepidoptera; Pieridae
Exons: 2
Coding region: 45-365 (106 amino acids)
Source: RefSeq, a predicted model, not a curated record